Armigeres subalbatus is the source of this 4689-nucleotide messenger RNA. RefSeq lists its product as uncharacterized. The record is from RefSeq and is a predicted model, not a curated record. The transcript has 3 exons. The coding region runs from base 1 to 4689 and encodes 1562 amino acids. NCBI's taxonomy places the organism in Eukaryota, Metazoa, Arthropoda, Insecta, Diptera, Culicidae.
AUGGUGCAGUGCGAUACAUGUGAUGUGUGGCACCAUUUCGUGUGCGUGGGAGUUUCAGAGGAUAUUCAGGGCUGCAGUUGGAUCUGCUUGGAAUGCGCUACUGCGAAAGCAACCAAGGCAACGAAAUCCAUAUGGAAAACCUCCACACAGAAAUUGGCGGUGACGUUACGGAAGCGGAUAACUCGAGCAACAUCUACAAAGGGUACGAAGAAAGUGAUUCCUACGACGGAGUGGAAACAUGAUGUUUGUGAUACGGCGGCGAAUUGCGAGGAUAUAGUUGCAGCUGCUAGACGGAACGGAGAUGAUGCACAGAUCGAAGCUGAAGAGACACUGAUGCAAGAAGAGAUACGGCGCAAGCGGGAACUAGCUAAAAAUAAGUUCACUGUUCUAAAGGAGAUGGCCGAUUUGGAAGGCAGUGGCGAAUCAGUCAUUGAUCAGCAUAAUGGUCAUCACAAGGUGGAACAGUGGUUGAACCAUCGCAGCGAAACCAAUGUGAAAGAUAAGCGUUCGUCAUUCAAGAAAACCAGCAUGGAAAACUCCGGAAGUGAAGUGGAAACAGAAGACUCAAGCGAAGAAGAAACGUCUGGUACCGGGACAAAGGAUGAAGAAGAACUUUCAUCCAUCGGUGGUACCAAUUGCUACGGCAGUGAAGAAGCACAACCCUAUGGCGAACGAGCAGGGCGAAGACACCAAAGAGCGAAGAGUGAAACAGCCAAGAAAGUUGAACUAUGUGGUAGUAGACGACCAGUUACAGACCGGCAACACUCCCUGAGAAGCAGCAAAAGACUCUCGAAGGAUGAGCUUGCAGCACGACAGGUUGUACCUCGUGAGCUGCCCAAGUUCAGCGGUAAUCCGGAGGAAUGGCCAAUGUUCUUGUCCACGUAUGAAGAUACAACGGCUAUGUGUGGGUACACGGAAGCGGAGAACAUGAUCCGUUUGAGGAACUGUCUGAAGGGAGAUGCAUUUAACGCUGUUCGUAGUUUCUUGAUGCGGCCUGAAACGGUAGGCAGAGCAAUCAGUGCACUGAAACUACGCUUCGGUAGACCGGAAACGAUAAUUGAAUACCUGAAGGAGAAGAUUAUAUCGAUGCCGACUAUCAAGCCAGAUGCGAUGGACAAGCUGGUCGAUUAUGCUCUGGAGGUCCAGAAUCUCUGUGCCACGGUAAAAGCUUGCGGUGGAAAGGAGUAUAUGUGUGAUACGACACUCCUAAAAGAAUUUGUCCAGAAACUGCCACCUCAAAUAAAGCUGGAUUGGGCGCGGUACAAGAGAAACUUCCCAGAGGUAAAGUUGUCCACGUUCAGCCAGUGGAUAUACAGCUUGGCGGAAGAUGUCACCGUUGUUUUCGAGCCUCAGUGCCGCGGAGGCAAGAAUCAGGAGAUAAAAGGAAACCGAAAGGAGAAGUAUGUGAACACUCACGCAGAAGUUCUUUCCAAGGAUAGGACUCAGACUGUAUACCCAACCCAAGCAAGAUCGACGGUGGCCGGAGUGAGCGGAGGAAGCAAAGCAUGUCCCGCGUGCAAAGAAGAUUGCAAAUAUCUUGGAAAGUGCAAGCGAUUUCUUGAGCUUUCGUACGAAGCAAGGAGCGGCCCUUCGAGGCAGAACGAGGAACGCAACGUCAAUACACAUCAAACCGGUACGGGCUCGCUUCGCUACUUGCCAGUGACGUUGUUUGGAAACGGAAUACAGCUAAAAUGUCACGCUUUCCUGGACGAUGGAUCCGAACUGACUCUCAUCGACCAGCAACCAGCCGGGGCGCUGAGGCUGUCCGGAACCAUUCAUCCGCUCUGUCUGAAAUGGACGGGUGGUACUCUUCGCUACGAAUCCGAUUCACAGAGUGGCGGGCUUGUGGUCGCCGGAAGAGGAGGAGAGCGGCUGUUACUGCAAGAUGUGAGAACGGUGGAAGAGCUGCAAUUACCCUUCCAGUCUUUGGAUAUGACUCAACUCACUAAACCGCAUCGAUACCUGCAGGGACUUCCUGUGGAAUCAUACACGAACGUUCGUCCACGGAUACUGAUUGGAUUGAGGCACGCUAAUGUUAUGCUGGUGCGGAAAAGUCGUGAGGGCAAGAUUGGCGACCCAAUUGCUGUAAAAACCAAUCUCGGAUGGUCGGUGUACGGUGGCUGGGCCACGAAAAAUUCCUCGAGUACUAGUCACACCUAUCACAUUUGUACGUGUAGCGAAGAAAGCAUGACGCACUUAAACCAGACGGUCAAAGACUACUUUGCUAUCGACAGUCUGGUAGUCAAGCCCAACCAGCUUGAACGACUAUCUAAGGAUGACGAGCGAGCAAUGUUUUUGAUGGAAUCUCGGACACACUUCAAUGGAGAGCGGUACGAAACUGGCCUUUUAUGGCGCUCUGAUAGAAUUCGGCUACCGGAUAACAAGGCAGUCGCAAUCCGUCGGUGGAAAUGCCUGGAGAAACGCAUGGCGAAGGAUACGGAACUGGCGAACGUUUUGAACGAGAAAAUCGCGGAAUACAUUUCGAAAAACUACAUUCGCGAACUAACGCCAAAAGAACUGUCGGAGAAGCGUGAGCGAGUGUGGUAUCUACCGAUUUUCCCGGUAUACAACCCGAAUAAACCUGGAAAGGUACGUAUCGUUUGGGAUGCCGCCGCCACAGCUUACGGAACAUCACUGAAUUCGGCACUCCUUACUGGUCCCGACCAGUUGACGUCGUUAGUUGGCAUUCUGUAUCAGUUUCGUGAGCAUCGAGUAGGCGUGUGUGCUGACAUCCGGGAGAUGUUCCACCAGGUACGGAUAGUUCCGGAAGAUCAGCACUGUCAGCGGUUUCUGUGGCGCAGUAUCGUGGAACAUGGUGAACCUAGGACUUAUGUCAUGCAGGUAAUGACCUUUGGGGCGAGCUGUUCUCCUGCUAUAGCCCAGUUCGUGAAGAACAGCAACGCAGACAGAUACGUAGACGAAUAUCCGGAAGCAGUAGCGGUGAUCAAGAAACGACACUAUGUGGACGACAUGGUUUUGAGCGCCGAAACGGAGGAAGAAAUCGUCGAGCUAUCCCAAUCGGUACGUUAUAUCCACAUGCAGGGUGGAUUUGAAAUCCGCAACUGGGUCUCCAACUCAUCGCUGGUGCUGUCAAAAAUGAAUGCAGAGCAGUCAACAGAAAAGGAUUUGAAUAUAACUUCCGAGUUAGCGAGCCAGAAAAUCCUCGGUAUGUGGUGGGAUACGCAGGAUGAUGUGUUCAAGUACAAGAUCGGAUGGACGAGAUUUGAUUCAGCGCUUCUCGAUGGAAGUCGUUGUCCCACCAAACGGGAGAUCCUUAGGACACUGAUGACCAUCUACGAUCCUGUAGGGCUGAUUGAUCACUAUUUGGUUCUACUGAAAAUCCUGCUUCAGGAGGUGUGGCGUACUGGGAUUGAUUGGGAUGAAACUAUCCCUGAAAAUCUGUUCGAGAGGUGGCGUACGUGGAUUCGUCUUCUCCCGGAAUUGGAGAAACUACGGAUCCCAAGGUGUUACCGGCAAGUUGUAUUGUCGAUAGAAGAGGCUGCAGUAGAUAUGCACGUCUUCGUUGAUGCCAGCGAAAGUGCUAUGUCAGCCGUUGUGUUUCUGCGAUUUACGAAAGGUGACCAGCUGGAAUGUUCUCUGGUUGCGGCUAAGACUCGAGUAGCACCGAUGAAAUACACCUCAAUCCCACGGUUAGAGCUGCAAGCUGCAGUUCUGGGGUGUCGAUUGGCUACCAAUGUAACACGAAGCCUGACGAUGAACAUCUGUAAGCGUACAUUUUGGACAGACUCUCGAAAUGUGCUCUGUUGGCUGCGUGCCGACCACAAGCGAUACAGUGCUUUCGUCGGAUCAAGAAUCAGCGAAAUAUUGGAAUCGACAGACAUCCACGAUUGGAGAUGGGUUCCGACUCGAUCUAAUGUCGCUGAUGAUGGGACCAGAUGGCGAGAUCGACCUGAUCUAUCGUCGGAGAGCAGGUGGUUCAAGGGUCCAGAGUUUUUGAUGCAAGCAACAGAGAAGUGGCCCAGCCUUCCAGUAAAGAUCUCUACCGAGGAAGAGAUGAGACCCAGCGUAUUGUUCCACAUCAGUGCUUCCGAAUCGGUAAUCGAUGUCAGCAGGUUUUCAAGUUGGCGACGACUAUUGAUAGUGACCGGAUACGUGCUUCGUUUCUGCACGAACAUUCAACGAAGCUGUAGGAAAGUUCCCUUAAUUUCUGGACCACUUAUGCGGGAAGAGCUUCGCAGUGCGGAAGCACACCAUUAUCGGCAAGCCCAACGUGACAUAUACCAUGACGAGGUUGCAGUGUUGGUAGCUAAAGAAGCAACGGGAAAACAAAUUCCAAAGGCGAGUCCGCUCUACAAGCUGAGCCCAUUCGCGGACGACUCAGGAGUAUUGCGGAUGAAGGGUAGAACUGGCGUGUGUGCGUAUCUUCACAGCGACGCGAAGAAUCCUGUUAUUCUACCACCUAAGCAUCCAGUAACAUCGCUACUCUUGGCACACUAUCACGAAAAGUACCUCCACCGCAACUACGACAUCGCAGUUAACGAGGUUCGCCAAAAGUAUAGCAUUUUUCGCUUGAGACAAACACUUGCCACGAUCCGUAGAAACUGCCAGUGGUGCAAAAAUCGCGACGCUGUCCCUCAACCGCCGGAGAUGGCCGAUCUUCCAGUGGCCAGACUAUCCGCACACACGAGGCCGUUCGCACAUGUGGGGUCGAUUAUUUUGGUCCAAUAG